GUAGUGUUUAACUCAUCUAAGACGUAAAUUUUUGUUGAACCAUCGUUUUACUACCCUUUGUAAUCUGUCAUUGUGCUAAGUUUUCAAUCCAAAUAUGGUUAUCAUUGUCUAAUUAGGAUGUUAUCAUGUGAUAAGUAGCUCCUGUUUCACUAAUCCCUCCUUUCAAGUGGGGAUUUUCAUCUAAUUUUCUUCAAAUCUACUUUUUAAGCAACUGUGGCGUUAUUUGAGCUCCAAGCACAAUGUUCAAGAAGUUAAAGGAUAAAAUAACGGAGGAAGUUAAGCAAUCACCCUUAAAAUUUCAAGCAUCUGUUCAACAAUUAGCACAAGCUGUAGCACCUUCCGUCACAAGUUCCACCUCAGAGGCUACAUUAAAUGAUCACUUUGUCAUUUCAGAAGAUGACUCUGGAAUUUCUCAAACAGAGCAAUCUAAAGACAAGACAGAGUUCAGGGAUGAUGAUGGAAUGUCAACUUUAUCUUUCUCACGAAGAUCAUCACUGUCAUCAGCUACAAAUGAUUUGUUCCCUGUUUAUGAAUCGCCUAGUGCCUUCAAUCAAUUUCAGUCUGAUCUUGAGUCAAAUGCCAGCGAAGUUGAGGACUUCUUCACAAGUUACCAGUUGGACCACAUAUCUAAAGAAAAACUGUACCACACAUGUCGUAAGAUUCAGUCUAGGUAUCAAAAAUACAAGGGGCGUUAUUCGGAUUUAGUGAGGCACUAUAAAAAGCUAGAACAAGAAAAUCAGAAAGCGAAAUCAAUUCUUAGCGAGACGCAAGACAAGGCUCUGAGAAGAAUUGCGGACCUGAAAGAGCAGUGUCAGUUGGAACAAAAAGCCAAAGCGCAUUUGGAAGAAUCUCUACGUAAUGACAUUGAGGAAAGGGAUCACAUAAUUAACACAUUAAAUACCAAAAUUGGCUACCUAAGAGACAGCAGCGAAAGUGGAAUAGAAACAGAAAGCCUAAGUAAAACAAACGGAAGCUCAGAAAAUUUAUCUACCUCUCCUGUUGCUACAUUCCCUCCUGUUUCAUCUAGUGGAGAUGCAGCACUAAAAGAAAAGAUCAAGAAUCUAGAAGAGCUCCUUCAAAAAUCCAAAGGAGUGAUCAUCGAAAAGAUAAACACUAUUAAGGAUUUAAACAAAGAAAACACCGAAUUAAAAUCUGAUGUGAAGGAGUUGGCCACUGUGAAAGAUAAAGUUGUCUCACUACAAAAAUUAGUUGAAACCCUACAGAAAAGUGAAGAGGAAGCUGCCAUCUCAGCGGCUGAGACCAAGCAAUCUAUAUACUUGGAAUUAGAAAGUAAAGAAGCCCAAGUGAAGAACUUGAAAGAAACUCUGGCAAAAGCUCUUCAAGAAAAAGCUCGUUUGAGUGACAAAGUUGCCAAUUUGGAGGCGAGUAUGCAAUCAAGUGAGGACAUAGCAGUUAAAUUGGCCAAAGCUGAGAAAGAAUUGGAGAGAAAAUGGUCUGCAAAACUAAAUGCGUCAGAAAGUCAUUUUAUGCGAUUGAUGGACGAAAAGGACCGAUUGAUGAAAAAAUUACAGGAAGAGAACGAAUUGUUGCAAUCAAGGAAAGUUGAAUUUAAGCCCGAAAAACCUGAAGACUUGUCAAAGGAAAAGUCUUGUAAAGAUUUAUCUCUGAACACCACAGAAAUUGCUAAUUUGAUGGAUGGUACGUUGAAUAUUAACUCAGGAAAUGAUGUCAAAAAGCCAGAAGGUGGCGACAAAUUGUUGGUGCCUCUUGAAGACGAAUUCCUUCUUUCGCCUCCUCCAGAAGAUAAAAAGUCUGUAUGUGAACUGAAAAAUAUAAUUGAACUUCUCAAAGGAGAAUUAAAUGAGAAAGAAACCAAAUUAAGGCAUAUAAAUGAGCAUUCCCUCAGCAAUUCAGCAAAGUUAAAUUUAUCCAUUGAGAAGGUCAAUCAAAUGGAAAGUGAUUUCCGAUCCAAGCGAGAAGAGUGGAUGCAAAUGAAAACUCAGUUCGAAAAACAAAUUGAAGGAUAUUUGUCGGAAAUAGCUAAUUUGAACUGCAGUCUUGAAGACUUACGAGUACAAAUAAAAGACAAAGAAGGAGAAGUAACCAACUACAGCGCUACAAUAUCCGAUUACCGGCAAAGUUUAACAAAUUUGAAGGAAGAACUGGGUUUGAAAACCCAAGAAAAUGGAAGCCUUAGAAGUGAAAUUAGUGAGUUGAAGAAUGAGCUCACAAAAUACAAGUCAAACCACCUGAAAGCUGACCAAUUGGAAAAGGAUUUUGUCUCUCUUACAUCGAAAUUCGAGGAGGAAACUUCCAAAUGUGCGCAAAUAGUCUGUGACUUAAAUGCAAAAUCGGAAGAACUGGAAAAUAUACGAGAUAAGAAUUCAAGCCUCAAACAAGAAAUUGACCAGUUAAGUAAAACGGUUGAGGAAAGAGACACUUCUCUCACUGAGUUGCAGAGUUCCUUGUCAAAGGCAGAAAAGAACUUUGAAAACGAAAUGACGUCGUUAAAAGGGUCAAACAAUGAACUCCUUUCGAACCUGAAAAAAUUGGAAGGUUUAUUGUCCUCAAAAGAUGAUGAGAUUGCAGGUCAUAGAAAUUUAGUCACGAAUCUAGAAAAAUCAAUUGCAUCAUUGAAGCAGCAGUUACAAAAUAGUCAUGAUGAAUCACAAGUAGAAUUACUUCGGGCUGAAAUUAAAGAUUUAAAAAAUAAAAAUGAAAGUGCUGCUGCAGAACUUCAAAAAUAUGACCUUACAUUAAAUGAACUUCAUGUUAAACUGCAAGAUUAUGAAACAAAGCUGCAAGAAGCAGAAAAUGCUAAAAAAGAAUUAGAAAAUUGCUUAAAAGACAAGAGCAAAGAAUAUCUAGAAUACAAAAACGAACAUAAUGAAUUUUUGAAAAUAAAAAACAUACUGGAGACAAACCAUUUGCAAAACCAAAAGCCAAUUUCAGAGCUUAUCUCAAAUUUAGUGGAAUCAAACCAAAGUGCCUCCCACAAUGAAGAAGCCUUAAACAACCUUAGAUUAGAGCUGGAAGUUUGUAAGAAGAGCAAGGAAAAAUGGCAGCUAACUGCUGAAGAGACGAAGAAAGGCCUGGCUAUAUUGAAAGAUGAUGUUCUCUCUCUGAGAGCUGAGUUUGCAAAAACAUUUAACAAAACUAAAGAGAAUUGUUUUAACUUGCUAACUGAUUGCCAGAAUUACACAUUAAAAUUUGUAGAGAAGAAGAAAAGAUCCUUCGAUAUCAUAGCAAGAGAGUUUGAACAUCGUGAAAGCGAAUUGAAAUCUAUUCAGUUUGAGCUGUGUGAGAAAAUCAAAGACAUCAAACAUUCUGUUAACUCCAAAAAUUCAGAAAUAGAAGCUCAACAAAAGAGAAUUUCCGAGUUGAUCGCCAGGGUCCAAAUUUCAGAAACGAUUACAAAUGAUUACUCAGAGCGAAUCAAAGUAUUGCAGGCGGAAUUAGUUAGUAAAAACAAAAUAAUAGAUGCUUUAAAAUCUGAUCAGAGUAACCAAGAGCUAAGUAAUAUAGGAGAAGAGCAUUCCGCAGAAUGGAGUCAAAAAGAAUUAGAGAUUGAAAAAUUGAAAUCGGAAGUUGCUGAAUUAAAAGAACAGUUGAAUUUCAAAAAUAGUGAGGUAAAAGAUUUUCAUGUAGGGAGCAUGUCAGUGGAAUCGGAAGCCAUCAGAAGUGAGUGCAAACAGCUGAAUAAUGCAUCAACCCGCCAUUUGCUGGAAAAAUCAAGAGAAGUUGAAGACGCUACAUCAGAUCUCUCAUUAGUAGAAAUUGAAAAUCUAGAAUUACGUCACCAACAAGAAAUUCAUGAAAUUGAAAAACGCUAUGCAUCUCUUUUGGCGGAAAAAUACAAAGAGUACGAAAUUUUGGAGGCUAAAUACCAUGAGCAAGAGUUGGAACAAGAAAGGCGAUUGAACAAGGAGGUUCGAGAAAUCAUCAAAGAUGCCAAAGAAUCGGAAGAACUUCAGAAUGAACAGCUGGAUGAAUUUCGUUUGCAGUUGCAACAGACAGAGAAAGAAGCUACCUCGAAAAUUGAAGAACUAAAACAAGCACAUCUUGUUGAGAUGAAUGCCACUAUCAAGAAAUGGAAGAAUUUCCUCGACAAGAAAAUUGCUGAGCUUGAACAGAAGCACUGUGAUGAAGUUAUGGCAUUAACUAGAGAGUGGCACCAGGAACGAAAGAUUGAUUGUGAAAACAUUCCUGCAGCGAAUACAGUUUAUCAGAAGCAGGAAUUAGAAAAAUUAGCCAACUCAGCAGGAGCUGAUUCCGAAACCGUCGAGUCCUUGCACAUUCAACUGAAAGCUCUGAAAAAAGAAUUAAAUGAUGAAAGGAGUCUCCGCAAGCACGAGGUGCAAGAAUUGCAACAACUCCUCUCUAAGAAAAAUUCCCUUAGACAACCAAAAGAGUGUAUGGAGCAAGACCUGGAAGAUUGCACCGAAAUGGAAUACUUGAGGAACAUACUGUAUGAAUAUAUGAUGGGUAAAGAACCCGUGGUUCUCGCGCGUGUUCUGGCUGCUUUAGUCAAGUUUGACUCGGAGCAAACGAGUAGGGUAUUACAGAAAGAGGAACAACGAUAUACUCUGUUGGGUCAACUUGGAAUGUCGUGAUUAUCUGUGAAUACCCUUUAUCUUUGAGACACAUGUAAUAAGGAUACAAAGGAAGACUUAAUGCUGAAGGUAUCAUUAAGCUGGUGCUAACCUCAGAGUUAACUGGGAAACUAUCAUUUCUCAAACUAAAUACUGUCCACUGUAUAAAAGUUUUUACCUAUAGGAAAUGCCAGAGUGAACAAGAAGUUUCAUCACCAAAAAAAUCUAGGGAAUUUAAUAAGUCUGUUCUCAGAGAUUUUCCUUUUUUUAUUGCAUUUAUUCCUCUCUACGUUUUAUUAUUUCUGUUCCCUUAAUUAAUUGUUUCUUGAAACUUGUAAUUACUUUCAAAUGUCUGUCAAAUUGAUUCUCAUUUACUAUCCAGUUAAACUGAAAAGUUGUGAUAUAUCUGUGCAAUAUUUAAAGACAAUAGGAGAGUUUUAUGAAAAAAUGAAAAAACUAAAUCUCAUUAAUUUGAAGGCAAAAAUGGAAAAGAAAGCAAUUAUAAUUUGGAUUUUUUAAUUUUCCUGUCUCUGAUGAGAAAAAUGUCACUCUCUCUUAAAAUGAAAUGAAAACUCAAGAAACUCAUCGAUCGUCUCUUUUUAAAGUUUUCCUCUGUCAAUCAACAAAUCGACGAUAAAUAAUGAUUCUUGUUUUUGUUAAUUCACACUUCCUGCUCAUUAAAAAACUUGAGUUUAAUCGAGUCAAAUCAAGCACUAAAAUGAUUUUGGUAUAAUUUACAAUGGAAAAAAUUUCAAGUUCACCCAAUUUUUUUUACAAGAUUGGAAGUAUCUCACAGCAGAGCAGAAAAUAAGUGUGUGUAAAAUCAAGCUCUAAACAUUUGCCUAACAUACAGGUUCUACUUCUUAAUUUUGGUCCACCUUUAUUAUGGUUUCUUUGUGAGCGUGAAGUUAGAAUUUUCUGUUUCUUCCUCUCUUGUGAGUUAAUUUCACAAGUUUUCGAUCUGUUUAAUGUGCUCUGUACAAAAUUGUGUUCAGAGAACAUUUGUUGUAGUGCUUAAUUUCUUAUUCUAUCCAGUGGUCCAUGAUUAAUUGGCACAUACCAAGUUAAUCUGAUUUGCAACAAAAGUACACUUUCAAUCCACUGAAAUCUUCAGCUUCUCUGAACUAAAACUAUUCCUUUAGUUUCAGUUGUGCGUCCAAUGUGUAAGGAUAAUGAAAUUGAAAGUGUAAAUCUACUGUCAGCUCUCCGCACACAAUGGUCUAAGGAUCUAUGUGUAUUAGCACUAGAUUCAUACUAUCAAGCUAUCUAUCAUUGAAUUUGCUGCAAGAGCGGGCAAAACUUUGCCAUUUGAAUACAUUUCAUGUCUUACCUAUGCUUCAAAGGCUUGAUUUUUUAUUCUGUAUUAUUUACUUGAUGUUAGGUAAUUUUUAUUUUAGGCGAUAAUCAACGUGGGAACAGAUUCCUAAACCAUGAGGGUUAAAUUUUUUUUCAUCGCUUCAGCUAUUGUAUUUAUUCAGAGCUAUGAGUUCUUUUCUGUAUGGUUAUUUACCUACUGUACAACUGUAAUCACCGUAUCAAUGAUAUUGAUAAAAUUUUAUAAAUAUUAAAUAGGUAACUCCAAGUUAGUAUGCAUAUUACUUCUAUUUCGUAACUCUUCUUCUGUCAUUUUGUCAUUGUUCAUUUGUUUAUUUAUUAAUUUAUUCUACCUAUGCUUUAUUUUUCGAAGCUGAUCCAAAUUUAUUGUUGUACCUGAUAAAACUGUUACAUAAUAAAACUGUGUUUGUAAUUUCUAA
Molecule: messenger RNA, 6307 nt
Organism: Bemisia tabaci
Lineage: Eukaryota; Metazoa; Arthropoda; Insecta; Hemiptera; Aleyrodidae
Biological process (GO): Golgi vesicle transport
Cellular component (GO): Golgi apparatus
Molecular function (GO): small GTPase binding
Source: RefSeq, a predicted model, not a curated record